AUGACAAAUUCCGAUACUGCCAUCACCAUGAGAUCGUCGGCUCGACAGAUUCCAGUCUCUAGGCUCCUCUCCGCAGCGCGAGAGCUCCAGAAAAGCCGUGUAGCCGUUUUACUGAAGCAAGCAGUGCCCUCUUCCUUUCCAAGAGCCCUGCGAUCACGGCUUUGGGACGACCAAGACGACGACCACCACAACAGCAUCAAACUGAACAGCGGACCAACAACAUGGAUGGACGGUCUGCGCGGUUGUGCCGCGCUGGUAGUGUUCAACUACCAUUUCUUCUUCGCCUUCACAGACUCGACAGCAAUCGGAUUGGGUGUGGACGAACAACACCGCUCCAUUGUCGAACUCCCGUUCAUCCGACUGCUCUACGACGGAGCAACGUGCGUGAACAUCUUCUUCGUCGUGGCCGGCUACGUGUGCUCCGCAAAAGCACUCCAACUGAUGACGGCAGGACACAGCCAUGAGAAAGUGCUCUCCAGCCUGAGCAGUUCCGUAUUCAGGCGCUUCUUCCGGCUAUAUCUGCCAGUGAUGUGCAUGACGUUCAUCAGCGCCCUGACGGCAUAUCUGGGCCUCUUUGAAGGUCUCCGCGACAUGAUCGUGCAGAAGGAUGUUUACUUCCGGCCGCAAUUUACCGAGCCGAGUCUGCGGCGCUGCGCCACGCUCGGAGGGCAGCUGCACUUCUGGCUCGAGGAGCUGUACAAACUCAGCGACGUGUGGAGGAUUGGGCCUUUCUAUCCCGAGCAUGAUCCGCAUCUUUGGACGAUCGGCUACGAGGCGAGAAUGUCGAUGCACCUCUACAUUGCUCUCGUGGGCCUUGCGAAGUGCAAGCCUCGCGUUCGACUGUUCGGCCUUAUUGCCUUGGCUUUGUUGUACACUGUGUGGAAUAGAUGGGAAGGCCCACUGUUCUUUCUGGGCGCAGCCCUGGCUCAGUGUGAUGCCAUUGUCAAUCAUCACCCUCGUGUCGUUGCCCGGAAACAACAGGAAGCACCAUUACUCAAUCACGACCAGCUCCCCAGCUCGCCCACGACCCAGUCAACAAGAACUACGCACGCUGCCAUAAGCCGACGAGCCCUUCGCUGCGCGGCCUAUAUCUUCGCGCUGUAUCUAAUGUCCUACCCCAUAAGCGGCUGGAAGAAACCCGCUCCCGGCUUCGUGUGGGUCAACGGCUUCAUCCCAGCAUUCUACUCCCGCAAGGAGAAAUUCCCUAAGUCGAUUGGCGUCCUCUUAUUUGUGACACUACUACACACCAGCCGGAACCGCAUCGGAUCUCCAGACUCAGACUCGCCGAAUGGCCCUUGGGCCUCAGCCUCGUUCUGGCAUCGUGUAUUCACAAGCCGCUUCGCGCGGUAUCUCGGCGAGCACAUGUUCGCACUGUAUCUGGUGCACGGGACAGUGCUGCACGUGGUCGGGUACGGGAUUCCUCAUCUCGUGUGGGGAGUUAUCGGCGGCCGACAGGGCGCAGUUCGCUGGCUGGCCGGUGUUGUGGUUGGGUGGACCGCCAGCCUGACUUUAUGCCUCCUCGUGGCUGAGCUGUUCACACGACAGGUCGAUGCUCGGUGUGCCCGCUUCAUAAAGCGGCUAGAAGGCUUUUGCAUGCAAGAUGAUUGA
This is a messenger RNA of Exophiala aquamarina CBS 119918, 1608 nucleotides long. RefSeq lists its product as uncharacterized. Lineage: Eukaryota; Fungi; Ascomycota; Eurotiomycetes; Chaetothyriales; Herpotrichiellaceae. The record is from RefSeq and is a predicted model, not a curated record. Gene Ontology annotation, molecular function: acyltransferase activity, transferring groups other than amino-acyl groups. The transcript has a single exon. The coding region runs from base 1 to 1608 and encodes 535 amino acids. Gene Ontology annotation, cellular component: membrane. Gene Ontology annotation, biological process: polysaccharide biosynthetic process.